AUGCGUCUUUCUGAGAGAACAGCCAACGGCGCUUUCACCAGAGUCAACACCAACUACGGUAAUGCCGAUCAGCAACUCAUAGGCAGUGACGUGCCAGGUGCAGGACUGAGUAGCUCGACUCACAUCGCCAGGGUCUUUCAUCACGCCCCGGUCACCUCUCGUCCUCUCCCUAGAGUCGGCUCCACUCACCACGUGUGUCAUACCAAACAAGCUCCUCAUGGGCAUGUGACUGCAGACUACUCAAGAGGCAUCCACAACCCCGAGCCGCAGCCCCAGCCUGCCACGACGCAACUUGGACUGACGUGGAGAGAAUCGACCAUGAACAAUCAAGCCCAUGUCGAUCGGCACCUGAUGAUGUUGAACAAUUUGCAGCCACGUCUCAACGUCCCUUCCAAUCCGAACUACCACCACUUCGAUGAGGGCUCUCUGGAUUACAGGCGCCGCUUCGAAGCCGAGGAGCCAGACCCGGAAGACCCAGCUAACCUCAAGUGGGAGUCAUGGGCUCUACGCAAGCUCAUCAAGCAGAAGCUGGGUGUCGAUGACGAGCAGAUCAAAGUGUUCCUGAGCCAUGAGUGGCAGGAUGCGCAGGAGAGAAAGAUCAAGCGGGAGGGACUGGCUGAAUUGGAGCUGAAGCAGGUCUGGCAAGCACAUCUUGCGAGGAACUAUGGUCCGAGUGCAAACCAACAGCCUCGACAGCAGUUUGCUCAGUUCGGGGACUACAGCGGUCGUCAGCGCUAA
Cyphellophora europaea CBS 101466 is the source of this 738-nucleotide messenger RNA. RefSeq lists its product as uncharacterized. Lineage: Eukaryota; Fungi; Ascomycota; Eurotiomycetes; Chaetothyriales; Cyphellophoraceae. The record is from RefSeq and is a predicted model, not a curated record. The coding region runs from base 1 to 738 and encodes 245 amino acids. The transcript has a single exon.